AAAAGCUACACGCCAAAAACUGGAAUACUUCAUCACAAAGAAUCUUCUAAAUUAUUACUUUGUAAACCUAAAUUGAUGGCACUUAAAUCUAUAACUCUUGAAAAGAUUCAAAAAAUGCAAAUGGAUGCUGAAAAGAAACUUUCUAAUAGAUGAAUACUUUAUUUAGUAAAAUGACUGUUGGAAUAUUUACCACAGAAGUUGUAUUUGCUUUUAUUUUAACUAUAGUAUUACUUAACCGGUAUGGAAAUUGGAAAACUCAAAAUGUUGUUGUUACGAUUGCUGUGUUAAUUUCUUGGUAUUUUUCACUUUUGAUUAUUUUUGUUCUUCCUAUUGAUAUAUCUUUAGCUACUUACCGUAAAUGUAUCAAGGAUUAUGCUUCCCAAAAUAGUACCAAUUCUAGUCAAAAUGAAUAUUGCAAAAAUCCGUGGAGCUAUGUUCCAUCAUCUACAUUACCAAAUUUGUGGAGAGUUGUGUACUGGACUUCACAAUUACUCACAUGGUUUAUCAUGCCAGUCAUGCAAUAUUAUGUAAAAUCAGGCGAGUUUACAUUAAAAGAAAAAUUAAAAAAUGCUAUAAAAAGUAAUACUGUAUAUUAUAGUACAUUAUUGACAAUAGUAACAGUCCUACUAAUUUAUAUUGCUUUAAAACCAGGUGUUCAUCUUGAUUGGCAAAAAUUAAAAGCUAUUGCAUCAUCAGCCAGUAAUACUUGGGGAUUAUUUCUUUUGAUAUUGUUAUUGGGUAUUGCUUUAGUUGACAUACCUACAGAGUUAUGGAGAUCUAGUCAGAUUGAAUACAGAUUAAGGAAAGUAUAUUUCAAGCUCUCAAAAUUAAACACAGAAAAAUUAGAAUCUGAAGGAGCAUUAGAAGAUGUAAUAGAGUCAAUAAAGAAUGUAAGUCUUAAUAUAAAUCCAAAUGAUCAGUUAUAUGAUUGUUUUCAAAUAAUUUUAAAAAAAGUUCCUGAAGAUUACUAUGAAUCAAUAUCAAAUUUAAGAUCAAAUCCUAGAAGAACUCAAAUGACUACUUCAAUUGGUUUAUUAACUAAACUUCAUAAACAACUUAUUACUGCUGUUCAUAUGUAUCAGAGGACUGAGACACAAGGAAAUAUAACAUUAGAAAAUGCAAUAUUUUUAGAAGAUAUAAAUUCUAACAUGUCAUCCAGAGACUAUCGAUUUGUAAAAACUUCAAAUAAACUAUCAAAAUGGAAAAAUUAUUUUAAUACAUCAAAAAUUGAAUGGUAUUGGUGGUGUAGAAUACACCCUACACUACUGCGAACAUUAGCUGUUUUUACAGGCGUGUUAUCAGCUAUUAUUGUUUGGUCAGAAAUAACAUUUUUUAGUAAAAAACCUGUGCUUUCUAUUUUUGCUUUAAUGGUUGAAGCUGCUCAACUAUCAAAUGAUUAUGUAAUGAUACAGGUCCUUUCCACUAUUUCUAUUGCAUAUUUGGCAUACUGUACGUAUUCAACAAUAUUCAAAAUAAAAUUGUUGAACAUUUAUUAUUUGGCACCAAACCAUCAAACUACUGAAAGUAGUUUAAUAUUUUUUGGAUUGUUAUUGAGUAGACUUACUGCACCAUUAUGUUUAAAUUUUUUGGGUGUAAUUCAUAUGGAUAGUCAUGUUAUAAGAAGUCGUAUUUUAGAAACUGACUACACUCAAAUAAUGGGUCAUAUGGAUGUAAUUACCAUUAUAAGUGAUGGUUUCAAUAUAUACUUUCCAAUACUAAUCCUUGUUAUAUGCAUGGCAACAUAUUUCAAAAUUGGUUCUCGAAUAUUAUCAAUGUUAGGAUUUCCUCAAUUUUUAGAGGAUGAUGAAUUACUCGCUGAUUAUAUUCAAGAAGGUCGUUUAUUAGUUAUAAGAGAAAAAGAAAGACGUGAUCGUAAAUUAAGAGGCAAUUUAAUGCGUCAAAAAUAUAGAGAUCAAACACAUUUAACUAGAAAUAAUGGUGAUGUGGAAAAUAGAGUUCCACCAUCACGACAAGAAAAUAUGAAAUCAUAUUUGUUAGAUAAUGCUGAACCCAUUGACAGAUCAUAUCAAAGUUAUUCAUCCCACAGUAUUAAUGAAACAGAAAAGCAAUUGCCUAAUGUGAGCACAAGACCAAGUAAUAAUUGGGAACCGCCAAGAAAUAUAUUUGAUGAUAUGUAGGACAUAAAAUUAUUAAUUAUUAAUUUAUAUAAAUAAAUAAUUUAUAUAUUGUACAAAUUAUUUAAAUUAUAUAUAUCUUUAUUAAAAUACCCCUAGUAAUUCUUUUUGUUAUAUGCCAUGUACAAUAAACUAGUAUAUAGUACUUUUCUUUUUUAUAUAAAAUAUGUUUGUAAUUAGAUUGCUUACCCAAAUAUUACUAGAAUUCAUUGUAGUCAAUUUGUGUUAAUUAUAUUUUAAUUAUGUCAUGUGUCACACUUAUUAUAAAGUAUUAACUUUUUUUUAGUUCUUUUAAUUAUGUAUCUAUUCUACCAUGACAAUUGCAUUUUUGUACUAUGUUAUUUUUUAAAUAUUUUGUAGCAAUAUCUAAGAAAAAAUUAAAAAUUAUUGUCUUAACAUUUAAA
Messenger RNA from Daktulosphaira vitifoliae (grape phylloxera), 2539 nucleotides. Its product is annotated as LMBR1 domain-containing protein 2 homolog. The record is from RefSeq and is a predicted model, not a curated record. Gene Ontology annotation, cellular component: membrane. Lineage: Eukaryota; Metazoa; Arthropoda; Insecta; Hemiptera; Phylloxeridae. The coding region runs from base 150 to 2138 and encodes 662 amino acids. The transcript has 12 exons.